This is a messenger RNA of Penaeus vannamei (Pacific white shrimp), 866 nucleotides long. The record is from RefSeq and is a predicted model, not a curated record. NCBI's taxonomy places the organism in Eukaryota, Metazoa, Arthropoda, Malacostraca, Decapoda, Penaeidae.
AUGUGUCACCAGGUGUCCCCGCCCAACGGCAAUACUCCAACAGAUCCACGGAGAACGGCCUCCCUCGGCGCCUCCGCACGGCCUACACCAACACCCAGCUCUUGGAACUGGAGAAGGAAUUCCACUUCAAUAAGUACUUGUGUCGACCGCGGAGGAUAGAGAUCGCGGCCUCGCUGGACCUGACGGAGAGACAGGUGAAGGUGUGGUUCCAGAACCGCCGCAUGAAGCACAAGCGGCAGGCCAUGACCAAGAGCGACGACCCCGACAAGAAGGCGGGCGGCGGCCGCCACCGCGCCGACGACGCCACCAACAACAACACCAAGUCGGCGCCGUCGUCGCCCGACAGCAUGUGCUCGUCCGACGUCAAGAAGGAGGAGAGCAACGACAGCCUGCCUCUGGGCGGCGGCGCGGGCGGCAGCGGCGCGGGCGGGCCCCUCCCCUCCGUGGGGCCGGGGCACCCGGGGGAGGCGGCCCCCCCGGCUCGGCCCUCGCGCCCCUCGCGGCGCUCGACACGACCAAGGUCAAGUGCGAGGACCCCGAAGGCGUGCGCUUCCCGGGCCCGGCGGCCUUCGGGGGCGAGGGCCUCAAGGACGGGCCGGGGGGGGGCGCAGGACGCGGCCCCGCUCAACACCCCGCCCAUCCCGCGCGCCACGCCGCCCCUCACGCCCGCGACGCCCACGCCCUCGCCAGCCCACCUGGCGGGAGGCGCCGGGGCGUGCCCGGAUCUCCCGCCCUCACCACCCCGCCCAUCACAUCCAGCAGGGGAGGCCCGCCGCCCGCGCCCACCACCACCGCAGUGUCCGCUUCCGCCGCCGCAGCCGCAGCCUCCACCACGAACGCCUUGCCGUCGCACGGGUUCGCCGUGA